Molecule: messenger RNA, 1228 nt
Organism: Tribolium madens (black flour beetle)
Lineage: Eukaryota; Metazoa; Arthropoda; Insecta; Coleoptera; Tenebrionidae
Exons: 4
Coding region: 686-1201 (171 amino acids)
Source: RefSeq, a predicted model, not a curated record
GUUGCACUCACUCUGACCGUAUUAAUGCGCAGAACCAUCGCACCCGCGGUCGCACAACGCUCCACCGUCAACAACGUUCAAAGAUGCACCGAAUAUAAACAACUCUCAACGUUCUGCAUUACCGAAAAAUGAUUUUUCACUACAAAUUCGCCUCCAAAUUAUGCACCGUGCUAACCCAUGAUGCUUGACAAGACUAUUACCAAUAUGGCGGCCGGUUCCCCGUUAUUGUAAGGCGCGAAGGAGGGUUUUACUCGAGACGUACGACACCGGAACAGCCCCCUACGAAGCUGCCCCAAGACGUCGACACUCGCCCGCCACACGGACGACCUUUUACGCGACCCACCGCCACUCUAACACCGACUCUUUAUUAUAAAAAAUCACAAAGUUUUGACAACACAAAAUAUUAGUUCAAAUGCCAAUUUUUCGACACAGCGCCAUCUACAAUCCACAACACUCUGCCGGUAAAUGGGCAAUCUACUCCACAUUGCGCCCUCUAUCUCAACCAAAACAACGUCAAUUUCACAAAAAUAUCAGUUUUGUCACGAAAUGAAAAAAACAACAAAUUUCACGACCGAUAAAAAAUAAACAACACCACAGAAACGCCCCCUUUAAUAUCCCAACCCAUGCCCCAAAUCACCAUUUAAAACACCCAUAACUAAAUCACGACAACUCAAAAUUAGACAAAAUGCCGAAAUUUCGGCGAACCUCAAGAGGCUUAAAACGGCUAAUACCUACAAAAACUCAAAAAGAAGUGGACUCAAGGCAACUUAAUUUUGUACAGAGAGACAAGGAAAAUAAUCACAAAUCUGUUUCUGAGACUGUUGUUAAUGACCCAUUGCUCUCCUUUAUGAAAAUUGAAGUCAAAGAGGAGCUGGAUUCUAACCAAGACUUAGAUUUUGGUCAGGAAAUAAACAUACCCCUUAAAAUUGAGCAGUUUGAGACUCUAGAAAUUGACAGUAUUAAACAAGAAGAAUCUGUUGAGCCUGAAAGUGACGCUUUUGUAGGAACAAGUAACAAUGACUUAAAUAUGUUAAUAGAAUGGGCAUUAAACUUACAAUUUGACCAUUCUAAAAAGUGCAGUGGACGUCUGUAUCCUUGUAAAAACAUCUUUGAUCAGUUAAGUUGUAAGAUAAUAGUAUUGUAUUGCACGGUUUGUAAAAAACGAAUGUUACACACACUCAAAGAUUGGGCAAUGUUAUAAUAUUAACAUAAAUAAAAGUUAUGUGAA